UGCUAGUCGCAUAGAAACGGUACCAGAUAAUCGCAUCAUCACUGGGAAAGAAGCUCAUCGUCGUAGGGUGGCAGGGGCUCACGAACGGUCACCAUCAGGGACGAAAACUGCCAGUCAGCACCUUGGAAUAUACUACAACUUGGGUGACAACAUCUGAUGAGUUUUAGUAACCUUGUACAGUUGUGUUCGUGAGGACAGGAGGACUCAGCGAUGUCUGCACCGGGGUUUACAAACCUGAACACAUCUGUUGGUUACAGCUUAAACUCAACGCCGAAUGGUGGAGCAGCAUCCCCUUAUCAGAAUGGUUCAGAACAGAACUACCCCUCCACAUAUCCUGGCUAUCCAGGCUAUUAUGGAGACACACCUCAACAGCAAGGCCACUCCACCAUUCCAGCACAGUGUGCCCCUGCCCCUAACAAAGCGACAAUCACGAACAAUGACCACAGUGCUAACUACUACCACAACAGCCACCAGCAACCCCCCCACCCCGCUGCUGUCUCCAGUGUAGCCCCCACUGCAUUUGGGCCACCCCAAGCUUCCCUCCACCCUACACCCAGUUCCCCAUCAAAUCCCCACCAUCCACAGCCAUUCCAGCAGCCAGUCCCUUACGGCACCUCAGCAGGUUACUACGGACAGCAGUAUCACACUCCCCACUCACAGCACCACCCUCAACAGACAAACCUGGUGUCGGCACCACCAAGUGGGCCUGGCACCCCCCUCUACCCCAUAGUCUCCUACCCAUCCGCACCGGGCAGCAGCCAGUAUGGGACGCUACGCUCCUCGCUCGCCACCUCCUCCACGAGACCCGUUCCAAACCUGAUGGGGGCUCCCUUGCACCAGUAUCCUCCUGGAAAUGGUACCAGCCAGCUGGGGUCCCCGGCAGCGGUGCAUCCUGGGUACGGCAUGGCUCCUCCAGGCCUUCCGCCCACAGUGAACGGCCAGGGAAGUGCAGGCCAGGCCCCAGUCCUCCAACACUACGACCGACCAGGCCAGGCCCCAGUCCUCCAACACUACGACCGACCAGGCCAGGCCCCAGUCCUCCAACACUACGACCAGCCAGGCCAAGUCCCAGGAUCUCGUGACCCCUACGGACGAGUCCCAGCUGGGCUGUCGGACGCAGACGGGACCCCCUCAGGGACCCCCGCUGCCUCGGUCCACUCGUCCCCCGGACACCAGCCAGGCAUGCAGUACGGAUAUGUAGCUAAUAGUGGCUCUGCAGCCCCCCCUGCCCCCGCCGCCCCAGUACCCUCGUCAUCCAGCUCCGAGGAAGAGGAGGAUGAGGAUGAGGAUGAGGAAGCAGGCGGUGACACAUCUUCCUCCACCACAGGCAGUGCCUCCCCGGGGCCGGCCAGCUAUGAGUGCCUGGAGGGGGGUAGUUACCCAGACUCCUCCAUGGUUCCCUCCAGUGACAUGGCCAGCCAUCCCCCGCCCUACGGCUACGGCUACCCCAGCAUGCAGUCAGCCUAUCAGCAAGCACCAGCCCCAGACUCCUCCCCCUCCCAUGGGGGCUACAACCCUGGCUACGAGUACUCCCAGCCUGCCUUCCCUAACCUGUCUCAGCUGUCGGAGGCGCUGGGGGGGCUGAGUGGGGUCCCAGAGCUGGAGAUGGAGGCCCUGAUGCCCGUCAACCUGCUGCAGGAGAGGAGCCUGCUGCCCCCCCGGCCCCUGGAGGCCCCAGAGCCCAACCUCAGCUCCGACCUGAGGAAGGCCAACUGCAGCCCCCAGACGUUCAGGUGCACCCUGACCAGCGUGCCCCAGACCCAGGCCCUGCUCACCAAGGCCAGACUGCCCCUGGGGCUGCUGCUGCACCCCUUCAGAGACCUGCAGCAGCUGCCCGUCAUCACGUCCAACACCAUUGUGCGCUGCCGUUCCUGCAGGACCUACAUCAACCCCUUCGUCUCCUUCCUGGACCAGCGGAGGUGGAAGUGUAACCUCUGUUACCGUGUCAACGAUGUCCCAGAUGAGUUCAUGUACAACCCCGUCACCCGCUCCUACGGAGAACCACACAAGAGGCCGGAGGUGCAGAACUCCACGGUGGAGUUCAUAGCCUCUUCAGACUACAUGCUCCGACCCCCCCAGCCAGCUGUAUAUCUCUUUGUGCUGGACGUGUCCCAUAAUGCAGUGGAGUCAGGCUACCUGAAGGUCUUCUGUGAUUCGCUUCUGGAAAACCUGGACAAGUUGCCCGGAGACACGCGCACCAAAGUGGGCUUCCUGAGCUUUGACAGCACCAUCCACUUCUACAACCUCCAGGAGGGCCUGUCCCAGCCCCAGAUGCUGGUGGUCUCUGACAUCGACGACGUGUUCAUCCCCUCUCACGACAGCCUGCUGGUUAACCUGAAGGAGAGCAUGGAGCUGGUGAGAGACCUGUUAAGCUCGCUGCCCUCCAUGUUCAGCUCCACCAGGGAGACCCACAGCGCCCUGGGACCGGUCCUGCAGGCUGCCUUCAAGCUCAUGUCCCCCACCGGGGGGCGUGUGUCCGUGUUCCAGACCCAGCUCCCCACCCUGGGCGCAGGGCUGCUGCAGUCCAGAGAGGACCCCAACCAGAGGAUCAGCACCAAGAAUGUUCAGCACCUGGGCCCGGCCACAGACUUCUACAAGAAGCUGGCACUGGACUGCUCUGGCCAGCAGAUCGGAGUGGAUCUCUUCCUGCUCAGCAGUCAGUAUGCUGACCUGGCCUCCCUAGCCUGCGUGUCCAAGUACUCAGCAGGAAGUGUCUUCUACUACCCCUCCUUCCACCACCUCCACAACGCGCCCCAGCGGGAGAAGUUCCAGAAGGAUCUGGAGAGAUACCUCACCAGGAAGAUCGGCUUCGAGGCUGUCAUGAGAAUACGCUGCACCAAAGGGCUGUCCAUCCACACGUUCCACGGGAACUUCUUUGUCCGUUCCACUGACCUGCUGUCCCUGGCCAACGUGAACCCAGACUCGGCCUUCGCUGUCCAGAUGUCCAUCGAGGAGAGCCUAGCGGACACCUCUCUGGCCUGCUUCCAGGCUGCCCUGCUCUACACCUCCAGUAAAGGGAAGAGGCGUAUCCGGGUCCACACCCUGUGCCUGCCGGUGGUCAGCCAGCUGAGCGAUGUGUACGCUGGGGCAGACGUCCAGGCCAUCACCUGCCUGCUGGCCAACAUGGCCAUCGACCGCUCGGUGUCGUCCAGUCUGUCAGACGCCCGGGAUGCGGUGCUGAACGCGGUGGUGGACUCCCUGAGCGCCUACAAGAACACUGUGUCCAACAUGCAGCAGUCUGGGCUCAUCGCCCCCGCCGCCCUGCGCCUCUUCCCUCUCUACACCCUGGCCCUGCUCAAGCAGAAAGCCCUGAGGACAGGCACCAGCACUCGUCUGGAUGAGAGGGUGUUCUCCAUGUGUGAGUUUAAGAGCCAGCCCCUGCAGAACAUCAUGCGCAUGGUCCACCCUGACCUCUACCGCCUGGACACCAUCUCAGACCAGGGGGCGCUGCACCUGAACGACACGGUGGUCCCUCAGCCGUACCUCCUCCACCUGACGGCCCAGAACCUCUCCAGGAGCGGAGCCUUCCUCAUGGACUGUGGCAGCGUGUUGUACCUGUGGAUAGGGAAGACCUGUAAUGAGAUAUUCAUCCGGGAUGUUCUGGGCUGUCCAAACCACGCUUCCAUACCUCCCAACAUGACUCAGAUUCCAGAGCUGCAGACUCUGCUGUCUGCGAGGGUGCGUGCGUUCCUGGCCUGGCUGCAGGAUUGCAGAACCUUCAGCUGCAUACUCUACGUGCUGAAGGACGAGGCUUCAGCCAACACCAGCUUCUUCCAGCACCUGCUGGAGGACAGAGCGGAGUCUGCCUUCUCCUACCAGGAGACGGCCUUCUCCUACCAGGAGUUCCUGCUGCACAUCCAGAAGCAGAUGUCCAAGUAGCCAGGAGAGGAGCCGUGUAGGAACCAGGCCCUGCCCCCCCAGACCCCAGACUGACUGUAGGAACCAGGCCCUGCCCCCCCAGACCCCAGACUGACUGUAGGAACCAGGCCCUGCCCCCCCAGACCCCAGACUGACUGUAGGAACCAGGCCCUGCC
Molecule: messenger RNA, 4034 nt
Organism: Osmerus eperlanus (European smelt)
Lineage: Eukaryota; Metazoa; Chordata; Actinopteri; Osmeriformes; Osmeridae
Gene: sec24b
Product: SEC24 homolog B, COPII coat complex component
Exons: 24
Coding region: 211-3879 (1222 amino acids)
Biological process (GO): COPII-coated vesicle cargo loading; intracellular protein transport; endoplasmic reticulum to Golgi vesicle-mediated transport
Cellular component (GO): endoplasmic reticulum exit site; COPII vesicle coat
Molecular function (GO): SNARE binding; zinc ion binding
Source: RefSeq, a predicted model, not a curated record